This is a messenger RNA of Prosopis cineraria, 830 nucleotides long. RefSeq lists its product as uncharacterized. The record is from RefSeq and is a predicted model, not a curated record. NCBI's taxonomy places the organism in Eukaryota, Viridiplantae, Streptophyta, Magnoliopsida, Fabales, Fabaceae.
ACUAACUUGAGUGCUACGUUCUGUGGUUAGUGUCCUCCACUCUGCCAGUUUGGAGUGGCGACUGUAGCAGAAAACACGGCGAAGCAUGAGCUGGUUCACUCGCAAUCUUACAUGGACUUCCAGAAGGACCCAAACCCCAAAUCCUCAAUCUCAAUCAAACCCAAGGGGGAACGAGGACCAAUUGUAUGGGAUUACUCAGGAUUUGAUAAAUUACACAAAGUCCUUUGCGAUUGAUACAUUUAAAAAUUUUCCUCUCCAAGACGAAGAUGAAGCCACUAGUGCUGAAGAUAUUCGACUGAAUUCAGCCAGAAUUAGGAAGGAUCUCUCUCAGUGGCAGGAGAGACAUGCCACCCUCAUACUGUCAAGAGUCAAGGAACUCUCUCAAAUUAGAUAUAAACUCUGCCCUGGCCGUUUGAAGGAAAAACAAUUCUGGAGCAUAUACUUUAAGCUUGUGAGGAGCCACAUAAUCGAAUACGAGCUACGUGCAAUACAACAGGAGAAAUUAAGAAGGAUGGCAAUGGAGGAAGAGAAAUCUUUAGAUAAUGGCGCAGUCGAAGUUGAAAUGUCAGAAACAAAGCAUGAAGCACUGAUGGAGCCUCAACAGUCAUAGAAGGAAACCUUGACUUUUUGCUUUCUAGCAUGAACAUAGUAGAUUGGAUGUAAAGAAUUAAAGAAUGUUUGAGAUGGCAGAUGAAGUGAACUCACUCUGUUUUAUCUGUCAGUGACUGUGAUUUUAAAUUUAGUAUGGUUUUCUGUAUCCGUGCUUCUCUCAUUCUUGCUCCCCAAAAAAAAAAAAAACCAGAACAAUUAUAUUUUGGAAUUUUUUUCAA